AGUUUUAAGGCCGAUUGAUGAGUAACCUCAGCCAGAUAUGCAAACCAGGCUGACAGUCAGCAGAAAGGAGGAGUUCUGUGUCGUGUGCUAAUAAUCCAUGAUCAUUAUGUUGUUCAUAUGAUAGUAGAGGGAGAGUAGCUUUCACCGUUGUUAUGUUUCUAACGAGUCCCUUCUGAGCUCUGCUUGGCAAUGGAUUUCAAAGUGCAUUUAUACAGUAAAAUAGAAGCAGCUUGGAGACUUUUCAACAAGGAUUAUUUGGAGAACAGUUCUCUCUUCUCCUCGCCUGCCACGUCUCUCACUGACAUCGCCGACGCUGAUGAUUUUAACCUGGACAGCCUCACACAACUCCCAAACAUCUGGGACCCAAGCAACAGUAUAGAGCUGGUCCAUUCAAAUCCACCGUAUUCCCAAGUUUAUUCUCAACAGAUAUUUCCAGUUCCCUCGUAUCCUGACCCAGCUAUCCCUAACUUUCAGUCUCCACUACAACCAGAGGAGGAAGAGGAAGGUGAUGAUGAAGAGACUGAAGAACUGGGGCACGCGGAAACGUAUGCGGAUUACGUCCCGUCCAAAUCAAAGAUCGGUAUCAGCCACCCAGACAGAGUGGUCGAAACCAGUACUUUGUCGAGCGUCCCACCUCCAGACAUCUCCUAUUCCCUCUGCCUUUCUCCAGAGACCAUUACCAAUGGUUCAUUGUCUGCACUACAGCUUGAAGCUAUCACCUACGCCUGUCAGCAACAUGAAAUCCUGCUGGAAAAUAACCACCGGGCUGGCUUCCUGAUCGGUGACGGGGCCGGGGUGGGAAAGGGACGUACAGUGGCGGGCAUCAUAUUAGAAAAUUACAGACGGGGCAGGAGAAAGUCCUUGUGGUUUAGCGUCUCCAACGACCUGAAAUACGACACUGAACGGGAUCUCAGAGAUAUCAACGCUGCAGAUAUCCCAGUGCACGCCCUCAACAAGAUAAAGUACGGUGACACCACGGCCUGCGAGGGGGUGUUGUUCGCCACCUACUCAGCACUGAUUGGGGAGAGCCAGGCGGGCGGGCAGCACCGAACCCGGCUACAGCAGAUCCUGGACUGGUGCGGGGAGAACUUUGACGGCGUCAUCGUGUUUGACGAAUGCCACAAAGCGAAAAACGUCUGUGUGAACGGCAGCGCCAAGUCCACCAAAACCGGCCAGGCCGUGCUGGAGCUGCAGAACAGGCUGCAAUCUGCUCGCGUCGUGUACGCAAGUGCCACAGGCGCCUCGGAACCAAAGAACAUGGCCUACAUGUGCCGGCUGGGGAUCUGGGGGGAAGGAACACCCUUUCGACAAUUUGAGGAUUUCCUUCACGCCAUUGAGAAGCGUGGGGUGGGAGCCAUGGAGAUCGUUGCCAUGGAUAUGAAAGUGAGCGGCAUGUACAUUGCGCGGCAGCUGAGCUUCUCCGGGGUGACGUUCCGAAUAGAAGAAAUACCCCUCGACGAUGGAUUCAAACUGGUGUAUAACAGCGCAGCGCUGCUGUGGGCCGAGGCGAUGAAUCUGUUCCAGCGCACGGCAGAUCUGAUCGGCUUGGAGUCCAGGAAGUCCCUCUGGGGGCAGUUCUGGUCGGCGCAUCAACGCUUCUUCAAGUACCUGUGUAUCGCUGCCAAAAUUAGACGUUUAGUGGAGAUCGUCAGACAGGAGCUGCGCAAAGGCAAGUGUGUUGUGAUUGGCCUCCAGUCCACAGGCGAAGCUCGCACACGAGAAGUCCUUGACGAGAACGACGGGCACUUGAACUGCUUCGUUUCUGCCGCUGAAGGAGUCUUUCAGUCACUAAUUCAGAAGCACUUUCCUUCAACAAAGAGAAAGAAAGAGAAAGGAGCAGGAAUGAAGAGAAAACGGAAACAGCGAGGACGGCCGCAGAAGCAUUUCCGGAACAUUGGCGACGUUUGCUUGAUUAAGAGCAGCGACGACAGCAGCUGCGAUUCCGACCUGGAGACUGACAGCGAUCCCAACUCCUCCCCCGCCUCCGCCAUGGAGAUAUCCGAGGACAACGAUGUCAUCGCCCUGGAUCCUCCCAUCAACGGAUUUCAGUCCGCGGAGAAAGCAACACUAGAAUAUGUGGAGAAAGUCAAGCUGGAGCUGCUAGCCAAGGUGGCUGUCCUGGGAAAAGAUCUACCUCUCAACACACUGGACGAACUGAUUGACUUGUUUGGUGGCCCUGAGCACGUGGCUGAGAUGACGGGGAGGAAGGGCCGAGUGGUUCGCAAAGCCGACGGCUCGGUUUGUUACGAGUCUCGAGCGGAGCAGAACCUUUCCAUCGACCACGUGAACUUGAAGGAAAAGGAGCGAUUCAUGAACGGGGAGAAGUUUGUGGCCAUUAUCUCUGAAGCAGCGAGUUCAGGGAUUUCACUUCAGGCCGACAGGAGGAUAAAGAACCAGCGGAGGAGAGUGCACAUGACCCUGGAGCUGCCCUGGAGUGCUGACCGCGCCAUCCAGCAGUUUGGCCGCACUCACAGGUCAAACCAAGUGUCGGCUCCGGAGUACAUCUUCCUCAUCUCUGAACUCGCUGGUGAAAGACGCUUUGCUUCCAUAGUGGCCAAGCGGCUGGAGAGCCUGGGGGCACUGACCCACGGUGACAGGAGAGCCACAGAAUCCCGAGACCUGAGCAAGUUCAACUUUGACAACAAGUACGGAAGCAGAGCACUGGAUAAAGUCAUCAAAACCAUCCUGGGGCAGAUCGAAAACAGAGUACUGCCUCCCUCAGAUUACCUUGGGGGGCCCAUCGAUUUCUUUGCAGACAUGAAGAAGGGGCUGACAGCUGUCGGGGUGUUUUGCAAAGAGAACCGUUAUGGAUGUAUAAAUGUAGAGAAGGACUGCAGCAUCACCAAAUUCCUCAAUCGGAUCCUGGGUCUGGAGGUUCACAAGCAAAAUGCACUUUUUCAAUAUUUCACUGACACCUUCGAUUAUCUCAUCGACAAGGACAAAAAGGAUGGAAAAUACGACAUGGGGAUCCUGGAUUUAGCUCCGGGAGUCGAGGAGAUCUACGAGGAGAGUCAGGAGGUUUUCCUGACCCCGGGUCACCCUCAGGAUGGACAAGUGGUUCUGUACAAGAUCAGUGUGGACAGGGGUCUGACCUGGGAAGAAGCUUAUCAGAAGUCACAAGCGUUGACGGGGACUUUCGAUGGUUUCUACCUUUCGUACAGGCUGAGAGGGACUGAACCGUACCCACUUCUGGCAGAGCAGCAUACAGCAAAGCAUUUUGUUUUGUACAAACCAAACAUCGGGAAACAGAUACAGCCCGAAAGCCUGGAUAACUUGAAGAAGAAAUACAAGAAGGUUGAACCAGAUGAGGCUAAAUUGUACUGGGAAAGACUGUACAAGUUCUCCCUCCAGAAAUGCAGUCACGCCUCAUGGACCGGCAAGUGCAAGUUAGUGCAGCAAGGCAAGGACUGCUGUCAGGGAAUGCGGAUCCGCCAUUACUACAUGCUGUGCGGGGCGCUGCUGCGGGUUUGGAACAAGGUGGGAAACAUCAUGUCUGACGUCACGAGUUCCAGUCACUUACAGAUUGUGCGGCUGAAAACCAAACACCAAAAGAAGCAAGUCGGUAUAAAGAUCCCCGAGAGCUGCGUGAAGAGAGUGAUGGACGAGCUGAAGAAAAUGCACAACGAGGUGAAAAAGAAGCACGAGGAAUCACGGCUCCAGCUGCUGGCCAGCCAGGACCUGCAGCUCUCCCCAAACCCCGUACAGAUGCCGUUACCGUUGCCGUUACCGGCCGUACAGCAGCCACCCUUCGCUAACGAGACUCAGAUCCUGUCGGAUUCCUUCGACCCUGUGCUGGUCCUGCAGGAACUGCUGGGAAUCGGCUUCGACCUGGGGCACGAAGAUCAACUGAUCAGCCAGGACCGACAGUCAGUCAUCCAGUUCGGGCAGCCCUCACACCUGUGGGACGCGGGCUGAGAGGGGCUGAGGACCAGCCAAGCCGCUCCACUCCGCUCUGCUGAAGUGCCUGACGCCAAAGUCAAACAGACCUUCUCCUUUCACCACCAACAAGGUCCAGGCUGGAAAUUUUGACAACGUCAUUGACUUUCCCCACGACAGUGCCUGCGUCUUAAUCAACAAACAAAAUACCGGGGACAAAGCUGUGCGUUCUCUUCGGAAGCCGUUCUUCUGUGAAGUUGGCUUCGAAGGCGGGUUUCCGCCAGCCUCGAAUCGUCGAGUGGGUUUGGGUGUCACUGGAGACUUCCAAAGUUACCAACUCUCUAACCCUCUCUUCUCCCCCCCCCCCUCAA
This is a messenger RNA of Callorhinchus milii (elephant shark), 4247 nucleotides long. RefSeq names its product strawberry notch homolog 2. The transcript is spliced from 29 exons. The record is from RefSeq and is a predicted model, not a curated record. Gene Ontology annotation, molecular function: histone binding; chromatin DNA binding. Gene Ontology annotation, cellular component: nucleus. Lineage: Eukaryota; Metazoa; Chordata; Chondrichthyes; Chimaeriformes; Callorhinchidae. Bases 190 to 3915 code for a protein of 1241 amino acids. Gene Ontology annotation, biological process: regulation of DNA-templated transcription.